AUGCCUACCCUCGACGUCAGCGAGCUCAACGUCGUCAUCGCCGUUCUCGGCGCCUUCAUUGUCCUCUAUGGAUUCGUCUCAGUGAAGAUCAAGCAAGUGUGGUAUCUCGGCGAAGCUUUGCCCGCCGUCUUCAUCGGUAUCAUCCUCGGCCCUAUAGCCGCGAAAUUCCUGGACGCUGAGAAAUGGGGUUCUGCUGCAUCAGGGCAGCAGGAAGCCAUCACACUCGGCAUGUGCCGUAUUGUCAUUGGUGUUCAGCUGGUCAUCGCUGGAUUUCAACUCCCCGCCAAGUACCAGCAGCUACGAUGGAAGGAAAUGGCAAUCUGCCUCCUCCCUGUCAUGACAAUCAUGUGGAUCUGCACUAGUCUGUGCAUUUUGGUCACUAUCCCCAAGUUGUCACUCUUGGCUGCACUGGUCAUUGGAUCUUGUGUUACUUGCACUGAUCCUAUCCUAUCGCAAGCUGUGGCCAAGGGUCCAUUUGCCGACAAGUUCGUCCCCCGCGCGUUGCGAGAGAUUAUCUCGUCCGAAGCCGGUGCCAACGAUGGAUUCGGUUUCCCGUUCCUUCUCUUGGCCACCUAUCUUAUCCGCCAUGCCGAUCUCGAGGGUGUCAAGUUCAAGCCUGGUAUUGAGGGCGCCAAGGAGAUUGCUCAUCGCGCAGUCGACAUACUCACCAAGCGCAGUGAGGAGGGGGGAAUUGGCCGUCUAGGAGGUGGUGUAUCCAUGGCCAUGGAGCAAUGGAUUGUCGAGGGCUGGCUUUACAUCAUCGUCAUGGCUGUCGCAGUCGGUGUGGUCCUCGGCGCUGGCAGCAUGUUUGCCAUCAAGUAUGGCCUCCGCAGGAAGUGGAUCGAUUCCGAGAGUCUUCUGCUCUGGCCCAUGGCACUAGGUCUUUUCAUCAUCGGCGUCUGUGGUGCACUCGGUACAGAUGAUCUUCUUGCCUGCUUCGUUGCCGGAAACGUCAUGAACUGGAACGGUCUUUACCUCGAAGAAACCGAGAAGCGUCAUGACGAAGUCAACAGUUGCUUCGACGUCAUUCUCAACUUUGGUGGCUUCAUGUACAUCGGAACCAUCAUCCCAUGGAGCGAGUUCCAGAUGCCAGAUGUCACCGGCAUUACAGUUGGACGCCUCAUGAUCCUCGGCUUUCUGAUCCUCGCCUUCCGUCGCAUUCCUGCCAUCUUCCUCAUGUACAAGAUCAUGCCUGACUGUGUCAAGGACUGGAAGGAGGCGCUGUUCAUGGGAUACUUCGGACCUAUUGGUAUCGGAGCUGUCUUCUACGUCGAACACACUCGCCACCUGUUCCCCAAGCCUGGUGAGGCUACCACGGAAGAAGAGGAAAAUCUCGUCGCCGCCAUGGUACCUGUCGUCUACUUCCUUGUCAUCUUCUCCAUCGUGGUCCACGGUCUAUCUAUUCCCGCCCUCGAUGCCUUCUACCGGUACAAGAAUGUCCAACCGAUUACUGAAGAUGAGCCUGCGGUGAUCCGCACUCGCUCCAUUCACGAGGCGCUUCCCAACAACGCCUCUGUUGACAGGAAGCGCAACUCGGUCUAUGUGCACAACCGAUUCUCUCGACCUAUGUCUACGCCUGGCCCAGAGCUGUACAGAUGGAACAACCAGUCGGAGAGGGAUCCGGAGAGGGACAGCGAUGCUACAUUUGGAUCCGCUACUCACGCGGAUUCUGAUGGCUAUGCGCAGAAGCUGUAUGCUAUCCAGCUUGCGGAGAAGCAAUCUCGUGAGAACUCGCGUAUGCGUUAG
Molecule: messenger RNA, 1746 nt
Organism: Pyrenophora tritici-repentis Pt-1C-BFP
Lineage: Eukaryota; Fungi; Ascomycota; Dothideomycetes; Pleosporales; Pleosporaceae
Product: NhaP, NhaP-type Na+-H+ and K+-H+ antiporter
Biological process (GO): sodium ion export across plasma membrane; proton export across plasma membrane; regulation of membrane potential
Cellular component (GO): plasma membrane
Molecular function (GO): sodium:proton antiporter activity
Source: RefSeq, a predicted model, not a curated record